Molecule: messenger RNA, 435 nt
Organism: Psammomys obesus (fat sand rat)
Lineage: Eukaryota; Metazoa; Chordata; Mammalia; Rodentia; Muridae
Gene: Apoc1
Product: apolipoprotein C1
Exons: 4
Coding region: 80-346 (88 amino acids)
Biological process (GO): lipoprotein metabolic process; negative regulation of lipid catabolic process; very-low-density lipoprotein particle clearance
Cellular component (GO): high-density lipoprotein particle; very-low-density lipoprotein particle; extracellular region
Molecular function (GO): fatty acid binding; phospholipase inhibitor activity
Source: RefSeq, a predicted model, not a curated record
GUUAAACCACUGUGCAGGAUCCUCCCAGCCCUGUCGUCCUCCUGACAGAUCCUUAGAUCCAGGUGCCCCUCCAGUCACCAUGAGGCUCCUCAUCUCACUUCCUGUCCUGAUUGUGGUUGUGGCCAUGGCUUUGGAAGGCCCACCCCCUGCCCAGGCGGCCCCCGACUUGGCCAGCACAUUCGAGAGUUUACCAGAUAAACUGAAGGCGUUUGGGAGCGCUUUGGAAGACAAGGCUAGGGCAGCCAUUGAACAUAUCAAAGAGAAGGAAAUUUUGACCAAGACACGGGCCUGGUUUUCAGAGGUAUUCGGCAAAGCGAAGGAUAAAUUAAAAGCCACGUUUGCCUAGAUGCCCAGAAGGCUACCUCCCCGUGAGGACACCCACGACCUGCCAGGCCCCUCCUCACCGCACAAUAAUUAAAAACCUAUGGAGAACAA